UCCGGCGAAAACACAGCUACCCAAGUACAUACGGCGAGGUCGAUCGCCGAUUCCCCCCGCCGUCAGCACCCGCCAGGUCCCUCUCCGUCGCGAUAGACCCCAUCCACGGCGAUCCCCGACGGCGCCGCCAGCUCGACGCUCCCCGCUCAUCCGCCUGCAAAUAGUGGACCAGCCGAGGCUUCAUCCCUCCAGAAAAAGGGCCAACAACAAGGCCAUAUAUUUCUCAAGUUGCCCAGAACAUGAGUCGUGGCCGCGUCGUUUGGGAUCUUCCACAGGAGAUUCUAUGCCAUAUACACUCCCUCUUGCCACUGCAAGACGCUGCCCGUGCUGCCUGCGUGUCUCGCGGAUUUCUACAAUUCUGGAGAUGCUACUCGAAGCUCGUACUCAACCACCGUACGCUUGGGUUGACCGACAUGCAAUUUGUCAGAAGAGAAAUAAAUUUCAUGGACAAAGUUGACCAAAUUCUUGAAAACCAUCACAACAAUGGGGUUCUGGUGGAGAUACUUGAACUUGAAUAUCCCCCUUCCAGGAGCAUCAAGCCCUGCUACCUAGACAGGUGGCUCCAAAUCACAGUUAAGCCUGGGAUUAAACAACUUGACUUAUCUAUGUGUGUGACCGGUCCCGAGGAGGAAAACUACAACUUCCCGUGUUCGGUUUUGUCCAAUGGAGCAGCUGCAAGUUCAAUUCAAUCUCUUUGCCUCUCCGCUUGCAGUAUUCAUCCCACAUCGACACUUGGCGUCUUGAGAAAAUUGACAAGUUUACAUUUGAAUCUUGUCCAUACUACUGAGGAAGGAUUAGGGAACUUGCUCUCAAAAUCUUUCGCCCUAGAGCGGCUUGACCUCUGGUUUUGCCGUGGGAUAAAUUGUUUACGGAUACCUUCUAUGAUGCAGAACCUCAAAUUCCUCGAAAUUAUAGAAUGCCAAAGGUUGAAGGUGGUAGAGAUCAAUGCUUCAAAUCUUUGCUUCCUUCAUUGUGUUGGUGGUGAUAACCUGAGAGAAAUCUCGGCCAGAAAUUCUUCUCAGCUGAAGAAUGUAACUUUAUCGUCGGUUCUUCUCUCAUAUGCUCAUGCUUGGCUUCCAUCCAUCGCAAGAAAUGCUGAGAGCCUUACCCUAUGCUGUCCUACUAAGAAUGUCAACAUUUCAAGCAUGCCCUCCAAUCUUCUCCACCUGAAGAAGUUGGAUAUCGAACUCAGUCGACCAACGAUGGCGGCCUUCUGUACGAGCUACGAUGUCUUCUCUUUGCUUUCUUUCAUUGAUGCUUCUCCUGUCUUGGAUUCCUUCAUCCUGACGGUAGAGAAGAAUGCCCUUAAGGAUGAUCUUGACAUGGGAGAUGAAAACAACAAGUAUUUGGGGCGGAAGCUGGAGCGUCGGCAUGUCUGCCUCCGGCGGGUGGAUAUCAUGGGCUUUUGUGCAUCCAAGAGUCUAGUCGAGCUCACGAUCCACAUCCUCGAGAACGCACCAUCACUCGAGAACCUGAUUUUGGACACGAUCUAUGGCUACAAUAGAUGUUUGGAUACAUUUCACAAAUGCACAACCUCAACAAAGAUUAUCCAAUGCUCGCCCUUGAGCAGGGCAGACCUUGCGAGAGCUCGUAGAGCCGUGAAGGUUGCGGGAAGGUAUAUCGUGGGAAGAGUUCCAUCGUCUGUUCAGCUCGAGAUCCUAGAUCCCUGUAAUCGAUGCAAUACCGGCGAGUGGUAG
Molecule: messenger RNA, 1697 nt
Organism: Triticum aestivum (bread wheat)
Lineage: Eukaryota; Viridiplantae; Streptophyta; Magnoliopsida; Poales; Poaceae
Exons: 5
Coding region: 240-1697 (485 amino acids)
Molecular function (GO): protein binding
Source: RefSeq, a predicted model, not a curated record